Darwinula stevensoni is the source of this 2508-nucleotide messenger RNA. The record is from the annotation of a GenBank genome assembly. Lineage: Eukaryota; Metazoa; Arthropoda; Ostracoda; Podocopida; Darwinulidae.
AUGCCUCGAUGCAUCACAAUUCUAGGGCUUCUCACGGACAUUUCAAUUCUUUCUGCAGGGACUCCAUUUUGGUGCCUAUUAGACAUCGUUCCCAUAAAGAAUGAGAAGAGAGAAGUGGUGCUGUUCCUGGCCUCUCACAAGGACAUCACGUCCACCAAGAUGGCUCAGCUGGAAAUGGGGGAUUCCCAGCAGGACCCAGAGAAUAAUGGUGAUGACUUGGAUCCAGAAUCCCCUCCUCUCAACUAUGGCAGGAGACGGAGUCGAGCCGUCCUCUACCAACUUUCCGGCCAUUAUAAGCAAGAUAAGAUGAAGACCAAGCUCAACAAAAUCAAUAGCAAUCUCCUCCAUUCAGCAGCACCACUUCCGGAGUACAAGACAGCUGCCGUCAAGAAAUCUAAAUUCAUCCUCUCGCACUACGGAGUGUUUAAGACUUGCUGGGACUGGUUCGUCUUGGUGGCCACUCUUUACGUGGCAGUCGUCGUACCUUAUAACGCUGCCUUCAUUGAUGACGAUGAUACGCUGUGCUCGGAUGUCUUCCCGAUCGAGAAUCGAAGCGCAGACUGCAAUGAGACGUGGCCGGCUGAAUCCGGCUUUGACACCGACAAAGAGGGAGGGGGAGGGGAGGGGGAGGAGGAAGCGAACGUGGCAAUAAUGGAAGAAAGGGAAGAAGGAAGAAUUGGACUACCGUGCAACGAUUCUCGGAAUGCAUCAUGUGAUCAUCAUUCCUCAUUAGGCGACCAGCCAGAUCGACCAUCUUUGGUCACGGAUGUCGUUGUGGAAAUCCUCUUCAUUGUCGACAUCAUUCUCAAUUUCCGAACAACUUACGUGAACAAGAAAGGUGAAGUGAUAUCCCAUCCAAAAUACGUGGCCGUGAAUUAUCUCCGUGGAUGGUUUAUCGUUGAUCUUCUCGCAGCCCUCCCAUUCGACCUCCUCAAUGCAGCCCAUGUCUACAGCAGGAAUUCCCAGAUUCAUCUGCUGAAGCUGACGCGCCUCUUGAGGCUGGCACGGUUGCUGCAGAAGAUGGAGCGAUAUUCUCAAUACACGGCAUUGGUGCUAACGCUUCUCAUGCUUUGCUUCGCUCUGGUUGCUCAUUGGCUUGCCUGCAUUUGGUAUGUGAUCGCCAAGAGAGAAAUUCUCGUUCACGGCAAGAACUGGAAUAUCGGUGAGUUUUCUCGCGUUCUGUCUCCGGUCGGAUUUAUGCCUGGCGGCAGAGGGGACGGAAUGAGAAAAACGGAAAUUGACAGCUUCUUUUCUGAAGGAAGGAUGCCUCUGACGAUGAGAGGUAUCCGUCAGGAGCCUCUGCGGAACUUCCGUCACUAUGAUAUUUUCCUGUUGGCGGACGAAAACAUCAUACGUGUUGUGCCGUUCGCACACAACCCCGGAUGGAUUCAUGCCUUGGCAGAAAGAUUGGAAAUGAAGAUGGAAGAUGUCACAAUAGCGGAGGCGUAUAUCACGGCCUUGUACUUCACGUGCAGCAGCCUGACCAGCGUGGGAUUCGGCAACGUUUCCGCCAAUACGAUCCCGGAGAAGAUUUUCAGCAUUUGUACCAUGCUUAUUGGCGCCUUGAUGCACGCCGUUGUGUUCGGCAACGUGACUGCCUUCAUCCAGCGAAUGUACGCUCGGCGCAGUCAAUACCAAACGAAGCUCCGAGACCUCAAGGACUUCCUUCAUCUUCAUCAGAUUCCGAAAGAGUUGAAACAGAGGAUCCAAGAUUAUCAUCAGACCAUGUGGUCCCUCAAUCACGGUAUCGAUAUCCAUGAGGCUCUUCGAGAAUUGCCGGAAGAAUUGCGUGGGGACGUGAGUAUGCACAUUCAUCGGGAGAUAUUGAGCCUGCCGAUCUUCGAGACGGCAUCACAAGGGUGCCUCAAGUUUCUGUCCUUGCAUAUCCGCACCAAUUUCUGCGCUCCUGGCGAGUACCUGAUCCAUAAAGGAGAUGCUCUUCAAUACAUCUACUAUCUGUGCAAUGGGUCCAUGGAAGUCGUCGACAACAACAUGGUUGUCGCCAUUCUCGGUGAGUCUACUACCGAUGCAUUGAGCAAAGGAGACUUGGUGGGAUGCGACAUUCAUUUGGACAGCGCCAACGACGUAGUCGUCAAAUCCGGUUGUGACGUCAAAGCCCUCACUUACUGUGAUCUCAAAUGCAUUGCCAUCACUGGACUCAUUGAAGUGCUUAAAAUGUACCCGGAGUUCGCUGAGGAAUUUUCCAACGAUAUCGUUCAUGACCUGAGCUACAAUCUCCGAGAGGGAUACGAGGCUGAGAAUGAGUCAACAUGGUUCUCCAUGGUUGGUAUCUCCGUCGUCUCACGAGGAACACGAGGGGACUGUCUUGUAAAGGGAGGAGUGGACCCAAUAUUCGACUUUUCCCCUUCUCAAUAUGGAGGCGAAAAAUACUGUCCUCCUCAAUACCUUCGUACAAGUGGAGGUGAAAGCCUCAAGCAUCUCAUCCUCCUCAGAAGCAGUGCUUCUGAGGAGGAUAACUCUGAGGAAGACUUCCUGUCUCCGAGAUAA